UGUAAAUAAACAAGAAGGUGACCGUUGUCGCUUACUUACAUUCUCGAUUUAAUCUGAUAAGGGCUGAUUUUUCCAUCAUACAAGAUACAUAUUAUUAAUCGGCAACCAUCAUAGAUCCUACAGGAAUCAAAUCUGUGGGCUUUCGGCCUUGUUUAUUUGAUACUUGGUGCUUUGCAAGACUAGGACAAUCAAUUCACUUUAGCCUAGCCAAGAAGAAUCUACUUGCUGCUCAUCAAUCUAGUAUCAAAUAGGCCUGAGUAAGCACUGCAUAGAAGGAAUGGGUGACGCUCUCAUCCUAAGACCACUGGAUGCAUUCCGCAGUGAAUUCUUCAACGAUGAGUGGGUGUGGGACCAAGAUGGGAAAUCUCCAGAGGCCCAGCUUUCAAACAAUAGCGAGGCGGUGUACUUCAAUGUUGACCCAGUAGAUGGCAGCACAGGCACUUCUGGUGUCCGUGGCAAUAAGGGCUUUACCGAAGGUGAACAUUAUUGGGAGAUAACAUUCACCGAGCCAUGUUUUGGGACGUCUGUGAUGGUUGGGGUUGGAACCAAAAAGGCAUUGCUCCACACUAAUAACUACCAGUAUGUCAACUUGCUUGGUCGAGACACCGAAAGCUGGGGACUCACUUAUAAAGGCACCAUCUGGCAUAACGGGAUGUCACGGAAGUAUUGUAAGCCAUUUUAUGAACCAAAGACAGUCAUUGGGUGCCAUUUGAAUCUGUACGAUGGGACGUUGACCUUCUACAAGAACGGUCAGAAUCUUGGCGUUGCAUUUCGAGGACUUAAUCGAACAGGCCAGCCGUUGUACCCGCUGACAAGCUCCACUUCCACAAAUACUGAAAUCGAAGUUGGCGUGCGAACUCAGCGACACUUGACACUCCAGGAGAUGUGCGUGAUGAAGGUGCUACAGAACAUACAUUACAAACAGGACGACAUCGACAAUCUCCCUCUUCCAAAUAUAGUCAAGAACCACCUUAAGGCCCUGUAACAUCCACAGCUUAUUCUGUGACUUAAAUAGUUAAAUUGUGCUACACAGUUGAUCUUUAAACCCAGUAGGAGUGGGGGAGUUUGAGAAAGUUAUCACUGAUUAUCUAAGAUUGAAUAUUACUGAACUAGAGCGGCAUCUGGAUUUACAAUGAUGUUAUUGUUAAGCUCCAAUGUCUUAAUGGGUUUUGUUGGACUUUUUCCAGCUGGUUCUUUGACUUAAAUAGUAUGACACGCCCUAUGGAAGUGUGUCAGUUCAAGAAAGUCCUCAGUGAUAAGAUAGAAACUAUUGAUCCAAAGUUUUCUCUGGAUGUUAUGAUGUAGAACUCCCAUGCUGUGAUGGGAGUCAUGAGAGAUUGCUACGUUUUUCUUCUUCAGAGGUUGAUACAUUUUGAUGUUACAGUUAGUGUCCCUCCCUCCUAAAGGGGUUAAGGAUGGUGUGUGGCAGUUUUGUUACUGAAAAUUAGUUUAUUUAUUUCCAUACGUGUUCAUUAUUUGAUGACAAUGACUUUUGCAAAGGAGAUGUUACUUAGAGAAAAUGUGAUUUCUCAUGAGACGGUAAUUUCUCUGUCAAAUCAAAGAGCAUUUGGUGACAAAUGUAUUGAGGUUGGUCAACCCCUAUUGGAUGACGAACCUCUAAGCUUGUGCACAAUGAUAAUUCUGUGUGAGCAUUUCUAUGCGCAAAGAAGGUAGCCCCAAUAUCAUGGAGUUAUGUAGUACUAUCAUUGUAGACAGUCAGUAUUUCUAUGAAAUAGGCUGCUACAUUUUCAGUCUGUCCUCUGUGUCUGACUAACACUAUUGCAUGGCUUCACUAUGAAGGUAUGAGGAAAUUCAUUACAAAAAUAGUGAGUCUUAGCAAGAAAUCAUGCUAUAGCCCUUUGUUUCUAUAAUUCUGUUAAGUCUACUACAGCCACGAUUCAAAAUAAAUCAAAUACGAGAUUUACACUUUAAUAGACAUUAUGCAUGUAAAGAAGUGGUUUUCACUUCCCUUGCAUUGCAUCUUGUUUUGACAGAUUGUCAUUGUGCACAAGUAUUUAAAGAACAGCUUAUUUUCUGUUCUGAUUAGUCAGUUCAUUUGAAGCUUUGUGUGUUUUUGCAAACUUCAUAAUUGUGAGGGUAGGUUGCUGCAGGGAUCAUUAGGGUGGACAGGGUUCACUAUAAUCUCUAGAGGGUAGUAUUGCUAAACAUAUGACUUAACUUGUAAAUAAGUGUAUGUACUGAUCGUCUUUUCAAAAUAAUUCAAAUGAUAGAUUUCAUUGUUUGUAGUUUUUGGUGGUAAAAAGAAUUGAUGCAGGUUUGUGUAGUGCCUCAGGAGUGUAAGUGGCAUGUAGCUUCGCAGCUCAGGAGUGUAAUUGUAUUGAAGAGUUGCUAGAAAUGAGUGUUUGUAAGAGGUUCUUGUUGUGUAGGAUGGCACCUGAUUGUCUUAUGGAGCUAUAGUUGGAGAGUUUAUUACAUUCAUUUAAAUGAGAGGAAUUUCACAUGCCACUCUACUCUUUUGAUAAUGUACAGCGCCAUUUAAUAGUCCAUUGACUUGGAGUAUAGGACCACUUUCUUACAUGUAGGCUGCUUUUGACAUGACAUGCCUAUAUCGAAAGAUGGGUAUGAAAUGAAUGGAUGUUUGUGGUUAAAAUUUGUAUUCAAUCCUUCUGAACUUGCAACUUUGAUAAUAUUUGACUCUACUGAGUGUAAACUUACUAACUAGAGUGUCUUUUGUGCGUAUGACAUGCCAUGUGGGAUAACGACAGUUCAUUCCCCUGAGUUAGUCGCAGUAUGUGCUUAAUGAAAUGUUGAUAUGCAUGUAGUUCUCUUGUUGUUUCACAUGUAAGUUUUUGGGGGGUUGGGAUUCUGAUCAGUGUUAAUCUUAAGUGAGAUGAUGAUAUCUUCAACCUCUGUAAAUGUCUCAACUUACAACUUAUAUCAAUCAAUAGUCAUAAAGAUCUAAAGUCUAUGUAAGACACGUAAGUGGGAUGAGGUGACUAAGUGUACUAAAGGAACAAAUCAUAUUGUUUUUUAUUUUUGCCCGUGUUUCUCUUUUUGUUUGAGGAGAUUGUUUUUAGUUUAGGUUCUAACUGGUUAUUCAUACAUGUAAAGCUAUGCGGUGUGGGUUGAAGGUGCAACCUCUUUUGUAUGUGGGUUGAUUUUGAGUGGCUUCAUGGCUGAACUAGCCUUGUAUAGGCACCAGAAAUAUGAAAAAGCCAUUACAUGUAGACACAUACAAUGCAACUGAUACUGAUUAGUUUAUAUACCAGUAUCAUGCCAUAGGCUAAUUGGUUCUUUGGGAAGAUUUGUAAAUAGUUCUACUUGUGUCAUAUUUUGGUGUGCCCAAUCUGCUUGUGUAUACUCUUGAUACAGGUUAUUUUCUCGCAUAUUAUGAUUUGUUAUCGUUAUGAUAUGCUUGUUAUUGUGCUUCAGAAGCUGCCAAAUAAACUGUUUGUAACAAAUGCAAAA
This is a messenger RNA of Lineus longissimus, 3429 nucleotides long. RefSeq names its product SPRY domain-containing SOCS box protein 3-like. The record is from RefSeq and is a predicted model, not a curated record. The coding region runs from base 278 to 985 and encodes 235 amino acids. Gene Ontology annotation, biological process: proteasome-mediated ubiquitin-dependent protein catabolic process; intracellular signal transduction. Gene Ontology annotation, molecular function: protein binding. Gene Ontology annotation, cellular component: SCF ubiquitin ligase complex. NCBI's taxonomy places the organism in Eukaryota, Metazoa, Nemertea, Pilidiophora, Heteronemertea, Lineidae. The transcript has 6 exons.